GUGAAGGGUCCAGAUGUGGAAGUGAAGGGACCUACGGUGGGUUCGCAGGAGCAAAGGAUCGAAGAAGAACGGCAUGUUGAAAGCCCUCAACGACUUAAUGAGCUGACUGAGAGGGAUAAUCAAGCUCGAAAAGAUCAGAACCAUCAGGCACAAGCUUCGGAUUCUGAACCUACUUCACGUUCUUCUGGUUCUCCUUCUUCAGGAGUUCUUCCUACUACAUCACAUCCUGAAGGAACCACAAAAGGUGAUAAAUCAGUGUCUCAGCAGAUAGAAAGUGGUAAUCGUUCACAGGAUAACAGU
Trypanosoma theileri is the source of this 300-nucleotide messenger RNA. RefSeq lists its product as uncharacterized. Lineage: Eukaryota; Euglenozoa; Kinetoplastea; Trypanosomatida; Trypanosomatidae. The transcript has a single exon. The record is from RefSeq and is a predicted model, not a curated record. The annotation marks the transcript as partial.